UGAAGUUGUCUGAUUUCAUUGUCUUUGCUUCCAAAUUUGUUUUAGAAUGACAUGAAAAGAAGUCGCGUUACCCAUUGGAAACAGAGGACGUCCGUGUACUAUUUAAAGACACUUUAACCCUUGAAAAAAUAUUUCAGACAUGAUGUUUUGGUUCAUGGAAGGGAUGUGUUUUUUGCCGGUUUCACUGGUCAUUUGGUCGUCCUCUUCUUUUAUAGUGUCAUAUAUUACGGCUUUACUUGAACGUCACGUAGAUCCGGUGUUCCCGUAUAUAAGUGACACAGGCACAGAACCUCCAGAAAGUGAGAUUUUUGGAAUAAUGAUUACGCUUGCUUCCUUUUUGGGCGUGGCUACAAUGUAUACGAGGUACAAGUUUUUGGAGACGUUAAAUGAAACUACACAUGCAAUUUCUACCAAACUGAACAAAUCGACACUAUUGUGUGGGAUAAUUGGCUGCUUGGGAAUGUGUGUUGUUGCUACCUUUCAGGAAACAGUUGUCACUUUAGUUCACGACAUUGGUGCCUUUAUUGCAUUUAUCAGCGGUGUCAUAUAUAUUUUUCUGCAAUCUGUCAUCUCUUACAAGAUGCACCCUUUAGGGAGCACUCAGAUAGUGUGUCACAUCCGGAUGGUCAUCUCAGUCAUUUCCAUAAUUGCUGUUGUCCCAAUGAUUGUGUGUGCUUUACUGGUGCCAAAAACACAGCUGCACUGGGAUCCAGAUGAAAAGGACUACCUGGUACACUUGGUGAGUGCAGUGUGUGAGUGGACAGUAGCCUUUGGCUUUGUCUGUUAUUUCCUGACCUACAUAAAAGAAUUUCAGAAAUUCACACUGAAGGCCAAGGCAGAGUUCAUUGAUUGUAACUGAAA
This is a messenger RNA of Polyodon spathula (Mississippi paddlefish), 861 nucleotides long. It is a transcript of the gene dram1, whose product is annotated as DNA-damage regulated autophagy modulator 1. The transcript has 7 exons. The record is from RefSeq and is a predicted model, not a curated record. Lineage: Eukaryota; Metazoa; Chordata; Actinopteri; Acipenseriformes; Polyodontidae. Gene Ontology annotation, biological process: regulation of autophagy. Bases 140 to 859 code for a protein of 239 amino acids. Gene Ontology annotation, cellular component: lysosome.